AUGGCGGGUUAUGGUGCUAAAAGUCACAUUCAUUGCUUGCAAACCAUCAAGAAUUUGGACCCGUUUAAUCAUUUAUCAAGCUGGGAUUUCGAGAGCAACAAUGAAGGUGACAUAUGUAGAUUUAGUGGGGUUGAAUGCUUGAAUUAUAUGGAAGAUAGAGUAAUAAAUAUCUGGCUUUCUAAUAUGGGGCUGAAGGGCAUGUUCCCCAGUUGCAUUGAACAUUUCACAUGGUUGCAGAGUCUGGACCUCUCAUACAACGAGCUUUAUGGAAAUAUCCCAUCUGAUAUAUCAAGUAAUUUGCCAUAUCUGACCUCACUUGAUCUCUCAAAAAACAAUUUUUAUGGUGAAAUUCCAAAGGGUAUUGCCAACUUCUCUUACUUAGAUACCCUUAGACUUGAUGGCAACCAGUUAACUGGCCAAAUCCCAAAAGAACUUGGGUUGCUUCCUCGGAUUAGAGAUUUUAGUGUCGCUAACAAUUUGUUAACAGGGCCAGUGCCUGAUUUUGUCAGCAAUGUAGAUGUGAGUUUGAGCUAUGCCAAUAAUAGUGGACUCUGUGGGGGAAUACUAGAAAGCUGUGACCAGAGCUUAUUUGAUAGAUCAUUUUGGUAUAGUUUCAUUAUUGGUUUUGUUUCUUCAGCAGCAGCUAUCAUGUACCAUUAUGCACCUUGGACAGAAUUCAAAAAGAGGAGGAGUAACGCCGUAUAUCCCUUAAGAAAAAAGCAGAACUAUCAAAAGGAGACUGGACAAGCAGUUGAAUUGCUGCCACUGGCCUUGCAAGAGCAAGGAAGCCAAGAGCUGUCAAGAUUGUUAGAGAGAUUGAUUCCUAGGAUGAGCUUCAUGGAACUAUGCAGGGCAACUGAAUAUUUUACUGCAGACAACAUAUUGGGGCUGGGAACAACAGGGAUUAUGUACAAGGCCAAGGUACCAAAUAACUGUUUCUUGGCAGUUAAGAGACUAUAUGAUGCUGAUAUGUACAAGAGGGAAUUCUUACUUGAAACAAUGAUUCCGGGGAGACACAAGCCCAUAAACAUAGCUCCUUUGUAUGGAUUCUUCAUGGAGAAAAACGAAAGGAUUUUGGUGUAUAAGUACAUGGCUAAUGGAAAACUUAGUAACUGGUUACAUUCUGAUGAAGGACAACCAACAAUAAAAUUGGAAUGGCCAGAGAGAAUUCACAUUGCACUUGGGCUUGCAAGGGGUUUAUCUUGGCUCCACAAAAGGUGCAAGAUAGUCCAUCUCAAUCUAGAUUCGGAGUGUGUCUUGCUGGACAAGAAUUUUGAGCCAAAAAUUUCCAAUUUUGGCAAGGCAAAAUUCAUAAACCAGUUGGUUGAAGAUCAUGAAAGGAUGAAAUUGUUUUUGAUUGAUGGAAUUGGGGUGAAGGGUUCUGUGGAGAGGGAUGUCUAUGACUUUGGAAUAAUCCUUUUUGAGCUUAUAACUGGGAAAAGAUUAAGUCCAACGACUGAUACUUGUGGCAAUGCUAAUGACUCUCUGAUGAAAUAUAUUAGUAAUAACUUGUUCGCUGAUCCUAUUGAUUUUUUUGAUGCCGUUGACAAAUCUAUCAUUGGGAAAGGUUUUGAUAAUAAAAUCCUCGAUCUCCUCGAAGUUGCAUGUGACUGUGUUAAGGAUUCUAUAGAGCAACGGCCAAUGAUGGUUGAUAUGUACAAAACUAUUAGAGCCAUGUGGGAGAGUUAUAAACCCUGGUUUGAUUCUGAAAGGCUGAAGCUAUCUAUGAGGUGUUCAGAUCAGAUAACUUGUAGCAACGAAAUGGAAUGUAUUUGUUGA
Messenger RNA from Abrus precatorius (Indian licorice), 1779 nucleotides. RefSeq names its product probably inactive leucine-rich repeat receptor-like protein kinase At5g48380. The record is from RefSeq and is a predicted model, not a curated record. Lineage: Eukaryota; Viridiplantae; Streptophyta; Magnoliopsida; Fabales; Fabaceae. The transcript is spliced from 2 exons. Bases 1 to 1779 code for a protein of 592 amino acids. Gene Ontology annotation, biological process: protein phosphorylation. Gene Ontology annotation, molecular function: protein binding; ATP binding; protein kinase activity.